Molecule: messenger RNA, 3794 nt
Organism: Drosophila sulfurigaster albostrigata
Lineage: Eukaryota; Metazoa; Arthropoda; Insecta; Diptera; Drosophilidae
Product: knirps-related protein
Exons: 4
Coding region: 1192-3240 (682 amino acids)
Biological process (GO): regulation of DNA-templated transcription
Molecular function (GO): sequence-specific DNA binding; zinc ion binding; DNA-binding transcription factor activity
Source: RefSeq, a predicted model, not a curated record
UACCAGGUGCUUUGGCUUGGGGUAUGAACGUUGAGCAUUUUGCAGAACUGUUUAACAUCAGUCUUUAGUGAUAGCUCGCGCUUCUUGCUCGCACGCUCGAAUCGCAUGUCGCACGCUCGUCUGUCUCGAUUCCGACUCGACUCUCGUCUGCGUCGCUGCGUCGUCGGCAUUUUUACGAUAUUCAUAACGGAUCGUAACGUGUGCGUAUCGAUCGGUUAUCGGUGAUCGAUCGAUUUUUUGAAACAGUGUUGUUAUCGACCUUUCCCAUUCGAUUUUGAUUCCACAUAUGCAAAUUCGUUGACCCAAAAUGAGUCUAAUAACAAUCGUAGUGUAAAUUCGCAAAAGUGUAUUACAUUUCACACCUUCCACUCACACACACACACCCGCACACUCGCCCGCAGAUGAUCGUCGUAAAAAAGAAAACAGAGGCGCGCGCUUGUUCGCCAUUUGCCCGAGUCCAAGUCCAGUCCAAGUGCCUUUUCACUAAAUAAAGGUGUGGCCUAAAGUGACAACAACAACAACAAUAACUACAGCGAGCAGCAGCAACAACAACAACAUCAACAUUUGAGCUCAAACUGAACACAAAGUCAAAUAUAACUCAUCUUUCUCAACUAUGUUCUAUAUAAAUUAGACGGCAGCAAAUUGAAAAGUUACACACGCCGCGUCGUGUGUGUUAUAUACACACAGACUCACACUCACACACACACAUGUGUCGGAUCAAUAUAGUAUGUGAUUCUAUAUACAGCGUUUGUAUGUGCAACUUGUGCAUGCUUCACGCUCAUCUAAAGUUCUAAAAGUCAAGUGCAAUUUAGCUUCGACUAACAACAACAACAAUAACAACAACAACAACAGCAGCGACUAACGUUUUAUUGGCGCAAGGUGAAAAAAUACGACACAACUUAAAUGAUUUUUCUAUAAAAAACAAAAACAACAACUACUAACAACAAGUAUAACAACAACAAACUACAGUUCAGUGCGCAGCGAAAAUUUGUAGCUGAAAUACGUAAAAAAUUGUUAAACGGAAAAAACGUCGAAAAGCACCAAAAAGGAAAACAUUUGCCGAUCAAUAUAUAGAGUACUAUAUAUAUACAACAUUUUAACGGCAUUUUAUUGGAUUAAAGAAAAGCACUUGACGGCACAGUUCAAAGCACGCAGUUUGGAGCAGCAAAGCUCCAAUUCAAAGCAUUUCCAAUGAUGAAUCAAGAUAAUCCAUAUGCGAUGAAUCAGACGUGCAAGGUCUGUGGAGAGCCGGCGGCUGGAUUUCAUUUCGGCGCAUUCACAUGCGAAGGUUGUAAGUCCUUCUUCGGCCGCUCGUACAACAAUCUGUCCUCGAUUUCGGACUGCAAGAACAACGGCGAGUGCAUCAUCAACAAGAAGAACCGCACCGCAUGCAAAGCGUGUCGCCUGAAGAAGUGCCUCAUGGUGGGCAUGUCGAAGAGCGGCUCACGCUACGGCCGCCGCUCCAACUGGUUCAAGAUCCACUGUCUGCUGCAGGAGCAGCAGCAGCAGGCGGUGGCUGCGAUGGCGGCGCAUCACAACAGCCAGCAGGCGGGCGGCGCAGGGAACGCGGGACUCGGAGGUGCUGGAGGUGCCACAGCCAAUGGAUGUGUGAAGUCGAUGGGUGGCGUGCCAACGCCGUCGGCAGCAGCUGCUGCACUCGGUAUGCUGGGGCAUGCAACGGGCGGCUAUCCGGGACUGUAUGCAGCGGGGCCGCCACGCAGCAAGGAGGAGCUGAUGAUGCUGGGACUGGACGCGAGUGGGGACUAUGGGGGCAUUAAGCAUCCUUCGCUGGUGGCUUCGCCAUCGGUGAGUUCACCCGAUUCCCACAACUCCGACAGCUCCGUUGAGGUGAGCAGCGUGCGUGGCAACUCGCUGUUGCAGCUUGGUGGUGGCAAGCACAGUGCCACAGGCGUUGGUGCAGCAGGUGAUGCAGCAGCUGGUGGCCAGCAGGCAAGUGGCGGUGGCACAGCUCCUGGUCGACCGCCACAACAGUUGCGCAAGGAUCUGGCGCCAUUCUUGCCGUUGCCGUUCCCCGGGCUUGCCUCGAUGCCAGUGAUGCCGCCGCCCGCCUUUUUGCCACCCUCGCAUCUGCUCUUCCCCGGCUACCAUCCUGCGCUCUACUCCCACCACCAGAGCCUGCUCAAGCCGACGCCAGAGCAGCAGCAGGCAGCGGUUGCGGCUGCUGCGGUGCAACAUCUCUUCAACAGCAGCAAUGCAAGCGGGCAACGCUUUGGCCCGCAGUUGCAUGCCACAUCGCCGUUUGCCGGUCACAAAGAGGAGGCCGCGGCAAUUAAUCCCAAUCACAACAACAACAACAACAAUCCCCUAAUGCCCAACGGCGGCAAAACGACGACGAUGACGACGGCCUCGAGUGCUGCUGAUGAGCUAACGAAGCGAUUCUAUCUGGAUGCAGUGCUCAAGUCGCAACAGCACAGUCCACCGCCGUUGGCCACCAAGCUGCCGCCGCACAGCAAGCAGGAUUACUCCAUCUCGGCACUGGUCACGCCCAAUUCGGAGAGUGGGCGCGAUCGUGUGAAGAGCCGACAAAGCAACGGCGACCCGGAGGAGGAUGAGGAGCGUGAGGGACGCAGUGAUAAGGCAGCGGAGGAAGAAGAACACGAAGUGGACGAGGAAGAUGAGGAGGAUCUGGUGGUGUCCAUGACGCCGCCACGUUCGCCAGCGCAACAGCAGCAGCAACAAACGGAGGAGCAACUUGAGCCGGAGCCGUUGCAUGUGCAGAGCGCAGCACAGGAUAAUCCCAUAGAUCUGAGCAUGAAGACGACGGGCAGCUCGGCCAGCAGCAGCAGCUGUCAGGAUGUGGACACUGAGCUCUACAGCGACAACGAGGCAGCGUCAGACAGCCACAAGGUGAACACAACUGGCGAGGAUGAAGAACAGCAGGGGAAGGAGACAGAGGCAGAGGAGGAGGAGGAAGAGGAGGACGCUGAGAGGCAACCAGAGCUCGAGGAUAACAGCACUUCGGAGACGGUCAAGACCAGCAUUGAGCAAUCCCACAAGCUCAAUAACAACAACAAUAACAACAACAAUAAUAACAACAACAACAACAAUAGCAACACCAGUGAUAACGAGGCAAGCGAUAACAUUAAACGCAAACUGAAUGAACUCAUCCAGGAAUCGAAUGCCUCGAAUAACUCAAAGCGUCUGCGCUUGGAUUCGCCACCAAAUCUGAGUGUCAAAUUGGCCACCUCAAACGCACUCGAUCUAACCACCAAGGUCUGACCAUAGACCGUAAAAAAAAGAUCGCUUAUCGUGCAACAAAAUGGCGACAAUCAACGCGUAUUUUGUUGAACACUAUGCAACAAACAUUUUGGCACGAGCUGCAGGUUAGGUUUUUCAACUAUAAUUGUUAAUGAUUUAAAGAACUUGUUGUGAAAUACAAGUGCAAAACUUGUACAACAUAAUUUUCCUAAUUUGAGAUUCUUAUUUUAUUUGACACGUUUUUUAUCAUACACAAAAACCAAAAUACAAAAAAUGUAUAUUAUACAAAAUUAUAUUUCAAAAUUGAAUUUGAAAAAUUUGUUAUAUACAUUUAAAGCACUUUAAACUAUUAAUCAAAAAUGCCAAAUUAGAACAAUUCAAAUUGUUAACUAAAAAAAUUAGCAUACAUAUACAUAUAUUAUUUUAGGUAUAAAGCAAGCGCGUUCAAAAAUGUUGUUGCAUAGUGUGAUUUAUAACAUAGUAUAGUAUAUGGAAUGCCCUUAAAUCAAACCGCGUCCCCGUGCCCCCCUUACCACUAUGCCAAAUACAAUUUAAAACACAAAAAGAAACAACAA